Messenger RNA from Manis pentadactyla (Chinese pangolin), 1709 nucleotides. It is a transcript of the gene SMTNL1, whose product is annotated as smoothelin like 1. The transcript has 8 exons. Gene Ontology annotation, molecular function: protein binding. Gene Ontology annotation, cellular component: microtubule organizing center; filamentous actin. Bases 134 to 1576 code for a protein of 480 amino acids. Gene Ontology annotation, biological process: actin cytoskeleton organization. The record is from RefSeq and is a predicted model, not a curated record. Lineage: Eukaryota; Metazoa; Chordata; Mammalia; Pholidota; Manidae.
GGGUGGGGGGAAGGGGGAGGAAAUUGGGGGGCGGGGUCAAAAGAGCUGGGGGCUUAAAGGCAGUAGGGGAGAGAGGCUGCCCAGCUAGACGAAGGAGACAGCUGCCAAGUCCCCAGGCAGAGGCCCCACAGAGAUGGAGCAGAAGGAAGAGAAGCCCCCUGCGGAAGGGACCAUCACUUUCCCAACCACAGAGGCCCCGGGGAUGCUGGGAAGUGGGGCCUCUGCAGAGGAGGGGACCACAGGCACAGCUGAGAGGAUGGGCAAAGAGGGACCUCCAGGAAGGGCAGGAGAGCAGGAAAGAGCACCGGCAGAGGACAGCAUUUCAGCCGAAUCCCAGGCGGAAGCAAAUGGGUUGGAUGAGGACAAGGUGGAAUCCAAAGGAGAGGAUGAACAUCAAAAGGACAGUGGGAAGAAAGAGGUGACUGACAAGAAAGAAGAGACUCGGUCUGAAUCCGAGGAGGCUGAGGACAAAGAGGAGCCCACAAUGGCCUCUGAGAAGCAGAAGGCUGACAAGAGAGAUGCCACGCCUGAAUCUGGGGAGAAAGUCAACGAGAAUGAUGAGGCCCAGGCUGAGCAGAAGCAGGCCACUGGGGAGCGGGAGGCCAAGACUGGAGGCAGAGAGGCUGAUGGCAAGGAGGAGACCACAGCACCCUCUCAGGAGGACGGAGACAAGACGGAGGAGCCCAAGGCUGAUGCCCAGGGACAAGCCGAGGCCCCAGACGCCAAGGCCCCAGAUGCCAAGUCGGCCUCUCAGAGGAAGGCUGCUGUGGAAGACGAGAUCAAGGCUGAGCUGCAGGAGGCUGACAAGGAGGAGAAGGUGGGGCUGGACGGUCCCAAUGAAGAGCAGGACCAGGGUGUGGAGAAAGAGUCGGAGGAGGCGGCGGGAGUGGUUCCCAGCUCCCCUGAGGAAUGGCCAGAGAGCCCCACGGAGGAGGGCCAGGGCCUCAGCCCAGAUGGGUUGGGUCCAGACGCUGCGGCUUCUGGGGAGACCAGCCCUUCAGCCAGUGAGUCUUCGCCCAGCGAUGUGCCCCACAGUCCCACGGAGCCUUCUCCCUCACAGGAGAAGAAGAAGGAGAAAGCGCCCGAGCGCAGGGUGACAGCCCCCGUCCGGCCCCGGGGGCCCCGUGCGCAGAACCGCAAAGCCAUCGUGGACAAGUUUGGCGGGGCAGCCUCAGGCCCCACGGCUCUGUUCCGAAACACUAAGGCAGCCGGAGCAGCCAUUGGCGGGGUCAAGAACAUGCUCUUGGAGUGGUGCCGAGCUAUGACAAGACACUACGAGCAUGUGGACAUCCAGAACUUCUCCUCAAGCUGGAGCAGCGGCAUGGCCUUCUGCGCCCUCAUCCACAAGUUCUUCCCGGAUGCCUUUGACUACGCUGAGCUGGACCCCAAGCAGCGCCGGCACAACUUCACCCUGGCCUUCUCCACCGCAGAGAAACUGGCCGACUGUGCCCAGCUGCUGGAAGUGGAUGACAUGGUGCGGCUGGCAGUGCCUGACUCCAAGUGUGUCUACACCUACAUCCAGGAGCUCUACCGAAGCCUCGUGCAGAAGGGGCUGGUGAAGACCAAAAAGAAAUGAGCAGCUCGCCCGCCCUGUAGGCAGAGGUGGGCAGGGUGCCCAGCUGACCAGCCAUGGCCCAGAGGCUCCCUUCUGCUCCAGGGAGGCAGCAGAACUAGAGCAUAACCAUAUUAAAAGUACUUUUGUAAAAUCC